CCUUCCUAGUUUCUCAUUGAUGAAAAAAUAAUUAACACUUUCCUUAUCGAUCUCUCUGGGAGAUAUAAAAAACGCUCGAUCUCUCUUGAUAACAAAUAAGUGAUCAAUAAAGAAGAAAGAGGCACUGAUGAUGAGUCUGCCGAACUACUACUUGUUUGUUAAUGUUAUUAUAAUUGGAUCAUUAUUAUUAAUGACAAUAAUGUCCACACUAGCUUCACUUGCAAGACCAGGUUGCCAAGAAAAGUGUGGAAAUGUAGAUAUUCCAUACCCUUUCGGAAUUGGACCAUCCGAAUGUUUUCUUGACGAACGAUUCGAAAUCUCCUGCCACAACUCUUCCAUGCCUGUUCUCAAACACACUCAGCUACAGGUACUUAAUAUUUCAUUAGAACCUGAUUAUAGCAGCUAUCGUCGUCCUCGUAAUGAUUACGAUUCCCAAUGGAUUGUGGUGAGAAACCCCAUUAGUUUCUUCGAUUGUGGAAACCUCAUUAGGCAAAAAUCAGCAGAUUUAACAGAAACCCCGUUUUACUAUUCGCGUGACAAUGUAUUCAUUGCAGUAAGUUGUGGUGCCUUGGCCAAGUUCGUAACAAGGUCAGGCAACAUGCUCUUCGAGAAUGGAUGCUCAUCCCAAAGUACAACUACAUCAAGUAGUAAUAAUAUUGAUUUUAGUAAGUGUGACGGCGUUGAAUGUUGUACUACUUCCGUCGUCUUCCCUUCGGAUGUUGCAGGUAACAGCUUCGAAAUCUCCAUGGAUAAUGGUUCUUCUGGUACUCCUAGCCAAUGCAAAUAUGCAUUCUUGAUAGAUUAUGAUGAAAUUGAUAAAUAUAAAACAUUUGGUGAUCUGGAUUAUGUUCCCGUCCGGCUAAGUUGGUCCCUUAACCGUACGUAUUUCGAUGUGUUUAAAACACAUGAUAUGCCAUUGCCAACUAGAACUAGCAACUUCUAUUGUUUUAAUUCGGCAGACGACCUCCUUUUAGAAUCUUUAGAUCAAAUACAUCAUUGUCGGUGCGGUUAUGGACUUCGAGGGAAUCCCUAUCUGGUGGGUGGGUGUAGUCAAGAUAUUAAUGAAUGUAUUGAGGGAAGAGCGUUUUGCCCCGGAGGCUCUACUUGCGUGAACACUUUCGGGGACUAUCACUGUAGUUAUAAACGCAAGGCUAUCUUUAUAGGUGUGGGGAGUCCUCUUGGAUUAUUAGUUCUACUUUUUGGUACAUGGAGACUAUACAAAUUCAUAAAGAAAAGAAAAGAAAUUAAACGCAAGAAAGCAUUUUUCAAACGAAAUGGUGGCCUUUUGUUGGAACAGCAGAUACAUUCAGGUGAAAACAAUGUCGAGCAAACCAAGUUGUUCGAUUCAAAAGAGUUAGAGAAGGCAACUGAUAAUUUCAACAUAGACAGAGUUCUUGGGCAAGGAGGCCAAGGCACUGUGUACAAAGGAAUGUUGGAAGAUGGAAAGAUUGUUGCUGUAAAGAAGUCUAAAAUAAUUGAUGAAGCCAAACUCUCUGAAUUCAUCAAUGAAGUUGUCAUUCUUACACAAAUCAAUCAUAGAAAUGUUGUCAGGCUAUUGGGAUGUUGUCUGGAGACAGAUGUUCCACUUCUAGUUUAUGAAUUCAUCCCAAACGGAACACUUUCUGAGUAUAUUCAUGACAAAAAUGCAGAGUUUCCUUUCACAUGGAACAUGAGAUUACGAAUUGCAACUGAAGUUGCAGGAGCUCUUUCAUACUUACACUCAGCAGCUUCUUUUCCAAUUUAUCAUCGAGAUGUCAAGUCUACGAACAUACUCCUUGAUGAAAAAUUGAGGGCAAAAGUUGCAGACUUUGGUACAUCAAGAACUAUCUCCUUAGAGCAAACUCACCUGACCACUUUAGUUUAUGGCACAUUUGGCUAUCUAGAUCCAGAAUACUUUCAGUCUAGCCAAUUCACAGAUAAGAGUGAUGUUUAUAGUUUUGGAGUGGUUCUUGUCGAGCUCUUGACCGGACAAAAAGCAAUAUCUGCAACAAGGUCAGAGGAGGAAGGAAGAAGUUUGGCAACAUAUUUCAUGAUGACGAUGGAGAAAAAGAGCAGUAGUUUGUUCGACAUUCUUGAUGGUCAAGUUCUCAAAGAUGCGCCAAAAGAAGAGAUCUUAAUUGUUGUUGAUAUUGCAAAGAGAUGCUUACAUUUGAAUGGAAGGAAUCGACCUACCAUGAAAGAAGUAGCAAAGGAGCUAGAGAGGAUUCAAGGCAUUGAUAAUAAAGAUUCCAAUGGUAUUCAACAUAAUUAUGAAGAUUUAGCAUAUGCACAACCUGAAAUUGCAGACUACUCUUGGAAUGUUUCCACAUCGUCAACAGGGUUAGCUUUUGAUAGUGCUGCUACUAGCUUCUCGUUGCAUCAAGAAUUACCAUUGUUGUAAGGGUGAACAAAUAGUAAUAUCCUUUUUGUACGUAGAACUCUUCACUUUUUUUUUCUAUCUCGAAUUUCGAGAUCAAUUAUAUAUUGUGGUUUACUUUAUUGGUUAAUAUUGUUAACUUUGGUUUCAUCUGAUUGUAUAAGCAUUCGAUGCUGGGUACUUUUACUAUGUAAUAUAAUAUAGUAGUAUUCAUGUUUUUGUA
Molecule: messenger RNA, 2579 nt
Organism: Humulus lupulus (European hop)
Lineage: Eukaryota; Viridiplantae; Streptophyta; Magnoliopsida; Rosales; Cannabaceae
Product: wall-associated receptor kinase-like 6
Exons: 4
Coding region: 128-2380 (750 amino acids)
Biological process (GO): cell surface receptor signaling pathway; protein phosphorylation
Cellular component (GO): plasma membrane
Molecular function (GO): protein serine/threonine kinase activity; ATP binding; polysaccharide binding
Source: RefSeq, a predicted model, not a curated record